Messenger RNA from Perognathus longimembris pacificus (Pacific pocket mouse), 1662 nucleotides. RefSeq names its product protocadherin gamma-B1-like. The record is from RefSeq and is a predicted model, not a curated record. NCBI's taxonomy places the organism in Eukaryota, Metazoa, Chordata, Mammalia, Rodentia, Heteromyidae. Gene Ontology annotation, cellular component: plasma membrane. Gene Ontology annotation, molecular function: calcium ion binding. Gene Ontology annotation, biological process: homophilic cell-cell adhesion.
AUGGAAAAAGAAAAGAAUUAUUUGCUAGAUAAAUCUUGGAAAGAAGGCGCCUGGAGAGUCCAAGAAACGCAGAGAGGCGCCAGAGAAAUAGAAACGAUAAAAAGCCAGGUACUGUUUCUCUUCCUGCUCUCUUUGUUCUAUGAGGCCAUCUCUGAACCUACCCGAUACUCCAUUCCCGAGGAGCUGGGCAAGGGCUCUCGGGUAGGGAACCUCGCCAAGCAUCUAGGGCUCAGUAUCCAGGAGCUGCCAGCUCAUAAACUGCGACUCAGCGCAGAGGAUUAUUUUCAUGUCAGUGUAGAAAAUGGGGAUUUGUUAGUGAGUGGCAGGAUAGCUAGAGAGACGAUUUGUGGGAGAAAAUCUGAAUGUAUACUGGAAUUUGAAUCAGUCACUGAAAACCCAAUGAAUAUAUUUCAUGUCAUUGUUGUAAUCCAAGAUAUUAAUGACGAUACACCACAUUUUGCUGCAAAGGGCAUUGAAUUAGAAAUCUGUGAGUCAGCCUUACCGGGGGUAAAAUUUCCUUUGGAUUCUGCCCAAGAUGCAGAUGUAGAGACCAAUUCACUGAAGUUAUACACCCUCAGUGCCAAUCAACACUUCACUCUUUCAACAAAAGAAAGUCCAGAUGGAAGUAAAUACCCAGAAUUGCAGCUGGAAAAACUUCUGGACAGGGAACAUCAGAGUUCCCAUCGAUUAAUCCUGACUGCCAUCGAUGGCGGGGACCCGCCUCUGAGCAGCACCACCCAGAUCUGGAUCAAAGUCACCGAUGCCAAUGAUAACGCCCCCGUGUUCAGCCAGGACAUAUACAAAGUUAGACUCCCAGAAAAUGUGCCCCGGGGAAGCUCCGUCCUGAGGGUGUUGGCCACAGACCAGGAUGAGGGUGUCAAUGCCCAGAUCACCUACGCCUCUCUUAAUGCCCCUGCAAGCUCUAUCCUCCUCUUCAGUCUACACCCGCAUACUGGUGACAUCACAACCAACAGUAGCUUGGAUUUUGAAGAAAGAGAUAGAUAUUUGCUUGGUGUGGAAGCCAAGGAUGGUGGGGUGCACACAGCUCACUGUAAAGUGCAGAUCGAAAUUGUGGAUGAGAAUGACAAUGCCCCAGAGGUGACAUUCAUGUCCCUUUCUGACCAAAUUCCAGAAGACUCAAACCCCAGAACUGUAGUAGCUCUGAUUAAAGUAAAGAGGGAUUCUGGGGAAAAUGGCCUUGUCACGUGCUACAUUCAGGAAGAAGUUCCUUUCAAGUUAGAACCCACCUCCAAGAAUUAUUACAAGCUCAUGAAUGACAAGGCUCUAAACCGAGGAGAGAUUUCAAAGUACAAUGUCACCAUCACCGCCACCGACAGGGGGAAGCCGCCCCUCUCCACUGAGACAUCCAUCACCCUGCACAUAUCCGACAUGAACGACAACGCGCCGGCUUUCCAGCAGGCUUCCUACGUGGUGCACGUGGCCGAGAACAACCCUCCCGGAGCCUCCAUCGCGCAAGUCAGCGCCUGCGACCCGGACGCGGGGCGCAACGGCCAAGUGUCCUACUCGAUCGUGGCCAGCGACCUGGAGGCGCGCGCGCUGGCGUCCUACGUGUCGGUGAGCGCGCACAGCGGGGCGGUGUUCGCGCAGCCCGCCCCGGACCACGAGCAGCUGCGCUCCUUCCGGCUCCAAUUAGGAAUGUAA